UGAAUUAAGAACGAGAAAAUAUAAGUUUGAGGUUGUCGUGUAAUCGGAAUAGCUUCCUCUGAAAUUGAAAGUAGAAAAUCUGUGAAGGUGGUGAAGGGUUGAUGGAGAUGUUCUUCUGUAGCAGCCAUUUUCCUCUACCUUCUCAAAACCCUUCGAAUCUGCUCCUUCUUUCUGGUCCUCCUUCUUCUGGGAAAACUUCUCUGCUUUUUCAAUUUGCAUUCAAUGUAGCACUUCACUCCCAUAACGUCAUCUUCAUUUCCAACCGCCAAAGAUUGGAUUCCAAACCCCCUUUUCUUUCGCAGGGAAUUGAUCCAUCUUCUCAUGUCUUCCACCGUAUACAAAUGAAGUACGUGAAUGAUGAUGAAGACAUCAGGAAGUACUUUGCUGCCUUCCACCUGUAUGAUAAAUUGCCUGCAGCAGUUCUUAUUGAUGAUUUUGGUGAUUUCUUUGACGACAAGAUCUGCCAACAACGAUAUUCUAAUCCCCGCGGACGAGACAUGGCCAUGGUCAAAACUCUAGCCUUAUGCCACAAUGCAAUUACUUUUGCAAAUCAAAAGGGGUCUUGCAAGGUUCUCUUCUCGGAUACUCAUACUCAUCAGAGAGACUCUCCAAGGUUUCACUUCAUCUAUAAGAAAUGGAUACAAACCACUUUUACUAUCCAAGAAGGGGAUGCAUCUGGAUCAUUUAUUCUGAAAGAUAAGAGUCAUUCACCAACCGAUCACAACACAGCUGUGAUCAAAGCUGCAAAGUACUCCAUAGCUCUUCAAUAUCUGGUUUUUGAAGGAAUUGUUGAAGAUGAAGUACAAUAGAUAAGUUACCUUUCCCCCACUUGGAACCCAUUGAUACAUGUACGUAUAUUCUCUUGAAACAUUUAACAAUGAUACUCAACGAUAAACUGAACUUCGGAGCCUGCAUCUUCAUCACCAGUGUCAAAUCUUGGGUUCUGUGACAUCGGUUAAUUUGAAGAGCAGAAAAUCCUGGCCAGGAAUCUUGAGGUAUCAAUGUUUCGAUUUCAAGUACGUUAUUCGACGGUCUUAAAAUCAGAAAAACCGAUUCUAACAAGUUAUUCGACGGUCUUAAAAUCAGAGAAACCGAUUCUAACAAGUUAUUCGACGGACUUAGAAUCAGAAUAUAGAAUAUAAGAUAACAAACCUGAGACCUACGUAGGCCAAAAAUGGUAUAGUGUUGGUGUGGUGCUUGUAUUUGAUGGUCAUAAACUAUGAUACUUGUAGAGAGUUGUAUCAUAGGAUUAUACGUCAGUUUUCUUUUGCUUUAA
Molecule: messenger RNA, 1276 nt
Organism: Vigna umbellata (rice bean)
Lineage: Eukaryota; Viridiplantae; Streptophyta; Magnoliopsida; Fabales; Fabaceae
Product: tRNA dimethylallyltransferase
Biological process (GO): double-strand break repair via homologous recombination
Cellular component (GO): Shu complex
Molecular function (GO): single-stranded DNA binding
Source: RefSeq, a predicted model, not a curated record